CAUCAUUCUGUCAGUGAAUAUUUCUUUCAAGUUCUCAGAAAAAUUCAUCUAUUUGUACAAUAUGCUUCAAUUGCUCUAAUUGUGUGACCAUUUUCCUGUUUCUUAUUGAGCUGAGUUCUGAGUCUCCCUACUGUUUAUAAUUUCUUGUUAGGUUCUUUAAUCCAAUUGCCUUCAGCAGCUAGAACUAAUGUACUCUUGAUCAGAUUCUUGAUAAUGGUCAUAAGUAUUUCCACUGCAGCCUCUUAUUAAUGAUAGAUUAAGAAACACUUAUAGGGGCAAAGGAUCAGUUUUGUUAAUAUAAUAAGAAAACUUUAGCUGAAUAACAUUUCUCUGCUUUCAUUUCAAUCGUGCUCAAGCUAUUCCAUUUUGUGGAAUCAUUUAUAAUCUGGCUUGUGUACAGGUUCUUAAGAAACAAUCAGUCGAAAAUGGCAGCCUUUCGAGCUUUCUGGAGCAGCCCAGUAGGUCCAAAAACAACUCACUUUUGGGGACCUAUUGCUAAUUGGGGAUUUGUUGCUGCUGGAUUGGCAGAUACACAGAAACCCCCGGAGAUGAUAUCUGGCAACAUGACUGGAGUAAUGUGUAUAUAUUCAGCAUUGUUCAUGAGGUUCGCCUGGAUGGUGCAGCCCCGCAAUUAUCUGCUUCUAGUAUGCCAUGCCUCCAAUGAGACAGUGCAGCUCUAUCAGCUUUCUCGUUUUGUGAAGGCCCAGGGGUACUUGGACCAAAAGAAAGAGGAAGCUAAAGAACAGUAGCAUGUGGAUCAUGUUUUCUUCUACCCCUUUAGUUAGGGGUUCUUGCUUGAUCUCAUGCAGACACUAUUAUUAUUUUCUGUAUAUUAUUUUUUUCAAAGGGCAGACACAUUUUGGAGAAAUUGAGUUAUUCAUCGUUGGCCCAUUUCAUUAAAUAUAUAUUUGUUGGAGUUUUAAGUUUCAAAACAACUCUUUUCUUUUGUUUAAGUUCUUUGUUACAAGCGAAGCAUGUGAGCUAAAGUC
Molecule: messenger RNA, 989 nt
Organism: Macadamia integrifolia
Lineage: Eukaryota; Viridiplantae; Streptophyta; Magnoliopsida; Proteales; Proteaceae
Product: mitochondrial pyruvate carrier 1-like
Exons: 4
Coding region: 426-749 (107 amino acids)
Biological process (GO): pyruvate import into mitochondria
Cellular component (GO): mitochondrial inner membrane
Source: RefSeq, a predicted model, not a curated record